GAGUUGAAUGAGGUCCCAGUGUGAUUUGCCACAGAGGCGGCAGCGGAGCACAGCACUAGUCCUGGAGGGGGUUUAAACCCAAAAAAACCCUCUGUUGCUUGUCUUGAAUUGAUAUUCCUUCGUGUGUCCGGCCUGCAGAGCUGAGGAAAAACUGUGCGCGGUGCGUAAUUACGCACGGGGACGACGGAUCUGCGGUGUUGCUCGCAGUGGAAACCCGCGGACAAAGGAAGGCAGGCAGACAGACUGGAGUACAACAACUGACUUGAGAAGAGAGGAGUACUGUCGGAGGGGAAACGGGUGGAAUCUGGAGUCGGAAGUGAUUUGUCAUUUUUUUUUCGAAAUGUAACUUGAAACGUUCAACAUUUCCAGGAAGAAGCGAGACAGUUUGGAAAGCGAGGGGAGUAAAGGAGGAACAGUGGAGUGGUGAGUGGAACCAGUCUGCAAAUCAGCAUCCAGAUCUUCGGAGCAUGGGAGGAGUUGUCUGCGAACUGUAAAAUGUUCCCGCUACAUCGAGAGAGGGAGCAGCCCAUCUUCAGUGCCAGAGCUCAUGUCUUCCAGAUCGACCCGGCCACCAAACGCAACUGGCUGCCGGCCAGCAAACAUGCCGUCACCGUUUCCUUCUUCUAUGAUGCCAGCAGGAGUGUGUACCGCAUCAUCAGCGUGGGUGGGACGAAGGCCAUCAUCAACAGCACCAUCACCCCCAACAUGACGUUCACUAAAACCUCCCAGAAGUUUGGGCAGUGGGCCGACAGCCGGGCCAACACCGUCUACGGGCUGGGCUUCUCCACGGAACAGCAGCUGCAGCAGUUUGCGGAGCAGUUUAAGGAGGUGAAAGAGGCGGCCCGUCUGGCCAGAGAGAAAUCUCAGGAGAGGUUUGAAUUAGCUAAUCCUGCACUCAACAUCGCUGCUCCCGAGAUUCCUGUGGAGUUGUCAGAGGACCGCCAUUCUCCACCUCUGCUUACAGUCAACGGGCCCGGAGAGGAAAAGCUUUUCCGCAGCAAGAGCGCCGAAGUGGAGCUGACGGUGGAGAAGGAGAGGGUCAAAAAGAUGCUGUCAGAAGGGUCCAUGUGUGAGAUAAACCUGGAGGCUGAACUCUUCACCCUGCAGGACAGUAAUGCUAAGCUGGUGGCAGCGCUGCAGGAAGCUAACGGCAGUGUGGAGCAGUGGAAGAAGCAGCUCGCUGAGUACCAGGAGGAGACUGAUCGCCUCAAAGACCAGGUGGCGGAGCUGGAGGCCCAGCUGGGCCAUCCUUCUGCCGUCCAGACCAGUGGAGAGGAGCUGAGCCGCUCUAUGGAGGAGCUGGAAGUCCUGCUGAGCGCUAAAGACCAGGAAAUACACAAUCUACAGAGCAAGAAAACAGAUGUGGGUGAGCUAGAGAAGGAGAGAGAGGAGGCCAUGCAGAGACUGCAGGACCUGGAGAGACGAAACAGUGAGUUAGAGGAUCAGGUCCAGAGUGCUGAGAAGACGCUCGCCUCCAGCGAGGAAGAGCGGGAGCAGGCGGAGGGUGAGGUCCGACGAGUCAUCGAGGUUCUGGACGUCAAAAUCUGCGACCUUAAAGACCUGAAACAGAGCCUGGCAAAACUCAUCGACAAGUAGCUGCAGCAGCAGAAAUUGGGCUGCAUCUCCACAGUCAGCACAGGUUGCACUUGCAUUGUGUUAUCCCGAGGUUUGAGCAGAGCAGAAGUCGAAGCAAUACGGAGGAGAAAGUACAGGUGUUUACCUUCACAGAUCUGUUUUUUAUGAUCAGUGCUGGUAUACAGCAGAUAUCAGAAUCCUCUCAAAGGUGCUGUCUGCAGAAUAAAUCAUUGAUUAAGUUAAACUGCAACCUUGUUAUGAUUAUCUCAAACAGUACACUCAAACACUGCUACUUGUUUUGUCCGUAUCACACUUCAAGCAGCUGCAUGACCUUUAACUCUUCUACACCUGAUGAGGAAAGGAAGAUUUUUACACCAGUGUUUCACUCUUUUCUACAUCUGCCAUCACUGCAAACUCUGAAAGCUGAAGAUCCGUUGUCUUUGGAGCAACAGCGCCCUCCUGCUCUUUUUGUUGCCAUAGCAAUUCAGAUUUUUUUCUAAAUGUCACCUGAUGGAUUCACAAUGCAUCAGGCAGAGAAGUGGCUGCAGUGAUGGUCUUAUCAUUUAUGUUUAUUAUACUGAGAAAAUAGUUUAUUAAUUGCAAAACUACACAGCUUACCUUUAAAACAGGAUUUGCACCAAAAGUAAUAAUAAGCUUGUUACUCUGCAAAAGUAGAUUGUUGUUUCAAAAGGUAGCGAAAUAUCAAAUACCGGUACUUGUUUGUUAGUAUAUUUUUUUGUUUUUUCUUAACACAACCCACAGUACUUACUCUCAUUGAAUUAUAGUGGAAAUAGAUGCAAUAAAGCUCUGAAAGAAGUUAAGAACACGAGAUCAAAAGCCUUGACGUGUUAAAUAAAAGCUUGUGCUGCUCUGUUUUUUUUUGGUUUGUUUUUUACAGCAGACCUAGACGUCUUGUCUCAGUUAAACUUCAGUCUAGUAACAGCAGGAUGUGAGAUGUUUUAUGGGCUAAUAACUCCUACCAAAAAAACUGUGCUAAAUCCUUUUUUUUUUCUAUGUUGUUGGACAUUUGUAGACAUGUCAAUGUUUGUUUCUGCAGUUUGGCUUCAACACAUGACAGUUACAGCCUGUGGCCACCACAUAGUACAGUAUAUAUUCCGGUAAGACCAAUGCUUUUAGAUGUGCAUUAUUCCAUGAAAUUAUAGAUAUCAGAAGUAACUUUAUGUUAAGACAACUAGUAAAAAUGAUAUCCAUGUAAAAUGUCUGCUUUUGCACAGUAACAAUCCUGAGCCGUAGUGGUGCAAUCCUUCCUUUAACACUGUGGAGAUGCACCCAAAGAGAGUUGGGUCUUAAGGACACAUUGAGACAAAGACCCUGAAUAAAAGUAAUCUACAUCAGCAGCUUGGACUGGCCUCACAGCAGCCGGAUCAUCAACAAACAAUUGCAACAACCUGCUCACUUUCUGUCCUCUGAGGAUCGCCAGCGUACCAAUGGGUUUUGUUUCUGUUUGAGGAGGACUGCUCUUUUUCACACACUAUUACUCCUGUUCAUUGAUGGGUUACAUUCACGCUUGAGGUGUGAAAUCAACAAUAUGUUGUGGCUAACUUGCUGCUAAACACCACACUGACAGACAGAUCAGUAUGUGAAGGAAAGGUCCGGAUGUGUUACUGCAGAAAGUGACGAUGCUUUUCCGCCCUAAUGUUGUUGAACCUGAGAUUGCACUUGUUGUUUGUGCCAAGUUUAAUUUUGUUUACAUUUGACAUUGUUCACUAAAGGAUGCAGUUCCACUUUAUGUAUUUCUUUUUGCAGCAUUUCUAACACUUAUCAUUUUAACAUAACAGUAAUAAAAACCAUAGAUACAGGCUCAGCAAAUACGCAGGGCAUAGAUCACAAAGAGAGCGAUGCAUGAGCUCUGCAGAUGCCCCGAACCUGCCAAGAACUGUGAAGCCGUGUGCGUGUGUGUGUGUGUGUGUGUGUGUGUGUGUGUGUGUGUGUGAGUGUGUGAGAGAGAGAAAGAGAGAGAGAGAGAGUGUGGAACCUGAGACUAAAUCGACUUAUAAAGCACAAUUGCAGUAGUUUUAGUAAGUUGGUACUAAAUUGACUUGUUGGUCAGCUUUGUAUGUGAACCUCUGAUGCACAGUAGCUAUCGAUCUUUACUUCUCAACCCCAGAUGAGUUAUUGAUUUCUUCUCAUGACCGUAAUAUAGGAACAAAUAAGGUGCAGGCCUUCACAGCUGAUGAUGCUGUAACUGCUAGGAUCAUAAUAAUACGUCAAAAUAUGAUUCAAACAGGUCAUAAUGAGAUAUUUACCAGUAAAUGAAAACUACCACAUAAUGUAGUUGUAUUCCAUUAUUACCUUAGCUUUAGUAAUUAGCAUUAUAGCUUUGAAAUGAAAGGCUUGUACCUUCUUCUAUAAAUGCUUACGUUGGAUUUGUUCGCUAAAAUAGUUGUAAAAAGUUAUAAUAUUACUGGUUUAUCUAUUAAUUACAUAGAGGUUUACUGUUGAAGUUUCAAUAGUUUUGACAAGUUACUACACAAUCUGAGAGUUCUGACAUCAGCUGCUGUGUGCAAUGACAUUAAACUAGCAAUAAAAUAAAGCAUAGAUGCCUGAUCAUAUAAUACAAGUAAUCUGGUGGUAAUGAGGGACCUGUACAGCCUGUUUCUUCAACUUUACAACUUAAUCAUAGAUGUUUUCUUUACCAUUGAUUAGAUUAUGAUUGCAACCAGCCUCAGCAUGAGCUCCUCACCGUUAAUGUUAGGAACACUGACUUCACAGCAGCCUUUUUCCAGAGUGUAAGAAAAGUACACUAAUACUGUGCAAACAUCAAGAUUAGUUCAUCCAAGCACAGAAACCAGAAGCAAGAAAUACCUCUAUAUUUCAGCCCCCUUUUUCCCCAGAAUCAAUAAUGUAUUAAAUUAUUUUACUAAAGAGUAGUAACACCACAUGUACUUCUUUAAGGUACGCUGUUUGCGUUUUACUCCAUAAAAUAAUGUGAAUUAUAUAUUCAGCAUUAUUGUCUAUCCGAAACUGAUUAAUAGAGAACUCCACUUUAAAUAAUUGAAAUGAUGUCGGUACCUGUUGUUGAAAAAUGUUACAAUUGUGCCACCAAUUUGUUUGUUGCAUCUUUAGAAAUGGUUAUAGCUGCAAAUGGCAAACAAUCUUUAUUCUGUUCUUUUUGUUAUCUGUAUUUGAAUAUAUUGGGGAGCUAUUAAGACAGCAUUCUGGGCAAUGUAGUGAAUCACCAGCUGAAGCAUGAUUAGUGGGCUGUGGAAGGAUGUUUUUCACACCACAAAAGAACAAAACAAUAAACAGCAUCAAACGUUGUGUUGGAACAUCUGUGGUUGGUCUUCUCCCUUAACACACUGGAAUAAGGCCUUUUUUUAAACAACCAGUCAGCUUUGAGAGAAUGCAGUACCAAAGAUGCACAACUGUAAACUGGAAUAACACAAUUCCUGUAUGAUGCUGAAGUUCAUCUCCAUUAGAUUAUUUAAUUUAGCCUGAGUGUAACUGCUCUUCGCUCACUGUGGAAAACAUUUGACCUUACAGUGAGACUUCAAAUACCUCAGAAUACUAGUUAGUUCAGGAUAGUUUCAUUGAAGUAGUUCAAAUGUUCAUGGGCGUCUCUGAGCUCAAGUCCCACUGAAUUUGAGAGCAGGUGUUUCUAUGGGAUAUGACAAUGCUAGAUGAAGUCCUUAUAUUUGUACAGAUGUGUUUAACAUUAAAAAUCAGUCAUGCAAAGUCA
Messenger RNA from Labrus mixtus (cuckoo wrasse), 5275 nucleotides. RefSeq names its product homer scaffold protein 3b (gene homer3b). The transcript has 11 exons. Gene Ontology annotation, cellular component: plasma membrane; cytoplasm; postsynaptic density. Gene Ontology annotation, biological process: regulation of store-operated calcium entry; G protein-coupled glutamate receptor signaling pathway. Lineage: Eukaryota; Metazoa; Chordata; Actinopteri; Labriformes; Labridae. The record is from RefSeq and is a predicted model, not a curated record. Gene Ontology annotation, molecular function: G protein-coupled glutamate receptor binding. The coding region runs from base 496 to 1596 and encodes 366 amino acids.